AUGGACACCUUCGAAUACAAUCCCAACCCCGGUCGUGUCGUCUUUGGGAGCGGUACGCUGCAGAAACUCCCCGAUGAGAUCUCCCGCCUACAGGUGAAGGCCCCGCUAGUGCUCUCGACACCCCAUCAGGUCGGCCAAGCCGAGAGAGUGAAGGAGGUGCUCAAGGGCCAGAUCGCCGGUAUUUUUAGCGAGGCGACUAUGCAUACUCCCGCGAAUGUCACAGACAAGGCUGUUGAGUAUGCAAAGGCCCGGGGACCGACUCGCACCAUCGGUCUCGGCAAGGCUAUUAGCAUUCGCACUGGACUGCCACAUAUCUGUAUUCCGACUACAUAUGCUGGUAGUGAAAUGACACCGAUCCUGGGUGAAACUGCCGAUGGAUUGAAGAAGACUCGCUCUGACCCCAAAAUAUUACCCGGCACGGUCAUUUACGAUGUGGACCUCACAAUGACCCUGCCGACCGCUAUGAGCGCCACUAGCGGUGUCAAUGCUAUUGCGCAUGCUGUCGAGGCUCUCUACGCACGCAAUACUAACCCGAUCAUUAACAUGAUGGCGCUCGAGGGCAUACGGGCACUUGCAUACUCCCUUCCCGAGAUUGUCGAAGACUCAUCUUCUCAAUCUGCUCGGUCUAAGGCCUUGUAUGGUGCCUGGCUCUGUGGAACAUGUCUGGGCAGUGUGGGAAUGUCCAUCCACCACAAGCUGUGCCACACACUUGGCGGCAGCUUCAAUCUCCCGCAUGCCGAAACCCAUACCGCUGUCCUCCCACACGCCAUUUCCUAUAAUGCACCUAGCAUCCCUGAGGCUAUGAAGCAGUUGGCCGACGCCCUGCCGGAUAGCAAUGGUGACGCGAUCCACGGUUUGAACGUACUCUUGGACAAACUCAAGGUUAAGCGUGGCGCGAAGGAUUUUGGCAUGAAGGAAGAAGACAUUGAUAAAGCAGCUGAUAUUGCACUAGCCAAUGCUUACUGGAAUCCUCGCCCGAUUGAACGCGCGCCGAUCCGCGAGUUGCUUCGCAGGGUUUGGGCGGGAGAGCCAGCACUGGCGAACUUGUAG
This is a messenger RNA of Penicillium mononematosum, 1050 nucleotides long. RefSeq names its product maleylacetate reductase. The transcript has 3 exons. The coding region runs from base 1 to 1050 and encodes 349 amino acids. Gene Ontology annotation, molecular function: maleylacetate reductase activity; metal ion binding; alcohol dehydrogenase (NAD+) activity. Gene Ontology annotation, biological process: protein histidyl modification to diphthamide. The record is from RefSeq and is a predicted model, not a curated record. Lineage: Eukaryota; Fungi; Ascomycota; Eurotiomycetes; Eurotiales; Aspergillaceae. Gene Ontology annotation, cellular component: mitochondrion.